GGUACAUCCAAGAUGGCGGCAAAUGGACUCUCUCAGGAGCAAUUCGAAAAGUUCGAGCAGGAUGGGUAUUUGGUGAUCGAAGACUUCUGUACAGAAGAUGUGGAAAGUCUGAGAAAAGAGAUGUACGAGAUUCUUGAAAACAUGGACCUCUCUGAUAACCCUAAAAGCGUUUUCACUACAGGAGACAAACAGGUUGGAGAUGACUAUUUUUUAACAAGUGGAGACAAAAUAAGAGCAUUUUUUGAAGAAGGUGCAUUUGAUAACAGUGGCAAAUUAUUGAGAGACAGACAUUUGGCUAUCAACAAAGUUGGCCAUGCACUGCAUAGCCAAAAUCCUGUUUUCAAAAAAUUUACAUUUGACAAGAGAAUUCAGGCUAUUGGAAAGUCACUAGGAUUGAAGAACCCAAUAGUGCCACAGAGCAUGUAUAUUUUCAAGCAACCAGGAAUAGGAGGGGAAGUUUUUCCUCACAGGGAUUCAACAUAUCUAUACACACAUCCUCCUAGUGCAUUGGGUAUCUGGGUUCCUCUAGAGGAUUGUACUUUGGAAAACGGGUGCUUGUGGUUCAUACCUGGAAGUCACAAAGUCUCAGAAAUACGCCGUCGACUGAUAAGAACCCCUGAUGCUACGGACCGUGUAGUCAUGCAUAUUGGACCAGAUGAAGAGUUUGAAGAGAAAGAUUUCAUUCCUGCUUGUACCAAAAAGGGUUCUUUAGUGUUGAUCCAUGGAGCUGUAUUGCACAGAAGUCUUCCUAACAAAUCAUCCAAGUCAAGACAUGCUUACACUUUUCACAUCGUAGAUGGAAAUGCAAAGUGGGACGAGCAGAAUUGGUUACAGCCAACAGGCCCCUUUCCUCCACUCUACUAGUCAAUCUUUAAUUACUCUUAUGAGACAGCAUGAGAACUAUCAAUAAGACAAAAACUUAAUGAUAGUAAUAUAUAGAUAAUCUUAAAUUAAUCAAUCAAGUAGUCAAUCAGUCUACCUAGAUCAACAGGAAAUUAAUUUUUAAAGGAUGUUCGGAGGCAAAUGAAGUAUUUUUAAUCAGAAUUGUUUUAAACUUGGCAUAAAGUUGUAAACAUAUUCCAACAUAUACAUUUUCAAAUAAAUGUAGUUAGCUUCCUCACCCAAUUGCUGGGCUCAACAAAUGCUCGAAUAAAAAUACUCACAAGUAGGGUACAUCUGGUAGGGUUUUUUCAGACAUUUCUUUGGAUGUUUUAAUACACACCAGUAUCUAUACAUCUGGUAGGGUUUUUUCCAGACAUUUCUUUGGAUAUUUUAAUACACACCAGUUUCUAUACAUCUGGUAGGGUUUU
Molecule: messenger RNA, 1310 nt
Organism: Actinia tenebrosa (Australian red waratah sea anemone)
Lineage: Eukaryota; Metazoa; Cnidaria; Anthozoa; Actiniaria; Actiniidae
Product: phytanoyl-CoA dioxygenase domain-containing protein 1
Source: RefSeq, a predicted model, not a curated record